CAACAUUUACUUGAGGAGAGAGAGGCCAUGGGUGCAUGGCAUGGAUGUGCGUAUGCACAUUAUACAAGUGUGUGUGUGCAGACAUACAAAUAAGUAUAGAAGACAUACAGAGAUCGACAGACAGACAAGGCAGCAGAGAUGGAUGGACCACAGGCGCAUGUGAAUCUCACCCCACCCACCUCAUGCGGCAACCAUCACACACAACACCACCGAGACGCCACAUGUACCCGCACAGCCUCAGCAAGGAGGACUGGACCGCAUCGCCACACUGUCCAUUCGCAUGGCAAUGAGAGCGGUCAGCAAAACGCCUCGGCGACCGACUGCGAUGCAUGGGGUCACACAAAGACAAUAUGGAGUCAGGACCACACACAGAGAGAGAGGAAGGUAAGCCCACCCACCAGCCACCCACACACAUCAAUCAACCGCCGUACACCCACAAGGAGGCAAAAAUGACCGACUGCAUGGGAACAGCCGGUAAGUCUAUGUCUGUCUGUUGUGAUGUGUGCAUGUGGAUGGGCAACGGGUGUGAAACAUACCGCCGUGUCUGUAUGUGUGGAUGCGUGUGUAGAGCAACGAAUUCGCCACUGUGGACACAGACACAGAGAGAGAGGGAGAGAGACAGGGGAGAGAGGUCAGUGAUCAGCCACAACGUGCAGCAAAGACCAACAGACCACCGACCGCCCAGCCGUUCGGUGCAUUCAGUCGGUCAGUCAGGCAGAUGUCUGCUCCAGCGUGAGUCCGCACCGCACGAUCAAACAGGCAACAUACUUAAUGAGAGAGAGGCCAUGGGUGCAUGGCAUGGAUGUGCGGAUGUACAUUAUACAGGUAUGCACAUGUAUACUUGAUGUAUGUGUAUAAGGGUGUGUACAGAAGACAUACAAAUGUGUACAGACAUACAAAGAGAGAGAGAGGGGGAUGGGGAGCCGACGCGAGGGGAGGAAGCAGACAUGGAUCAAGGGCACAUGCAUCCCACCCACCCCAUACAGCAUCCGCACUGCAUCACAGCAUGAGUAAGAUCUAGAAGGAUUGGAGCACAUCGCUCCAGUACGUACGUAUGCAUUGCAUGCAUAUCACAGCAUACAGCAGAAAGGCGCCUCGUAUGGAGGCCUCCAGGGACCGCACACGACACGAAAUCAGUAAGCACAUGUAGACAGACACACAGAAAGUAAGCCCUCCCGCCCGCCCACCAACCCACCCACGAAGCAGGCAAAAACUGAUCAUGACUGACUGCACAAGGGCAGUCUGUCUGUCUGUCUGUCCGGUGCGAUGAUAUGUGUGUGGGUGGGCAACGAGUGUGAAACGAAGUACACAUUGUACCGCCACAGUGUGUGUGUUUACGUAUGUGUGCAGGCAGCAACAAAUUCGUCACGGAGGGAUGCGUGGAUGGGUGAACACACAUGGUGGGUGAUCGGUUGGUCUGCCUCUCUCUCUGUGCUGAUACAUGUCUGUCCACACCCCCGCUGCCCUCAUCAUCAUCAUCAUCAUCUUCAUCGUUCUCGAAGUCGUCCUCCACAUCGUCCUCCAUAUCAUCGCCAUCGCCAUCGAAAUCUGCAUCACACAUAGGAGGAUAGAGAAGGGCGUCAACCAGCCACCUAGUGCGUGCCUCCCUGCUCGUGUCAGUCGUGUUUGAUGCAGUCAUACCUCAGCUGUCUAUCGGUCGAAGAACAUGGCUGAGAUGACGGUCCCCAGCACCGCCCGCGCCAGCCGAGUGGUCUGCGGGAAGCGGUCCUUGAAGGCGCCACCCACACCACACACAGCCGACUCGCUGCAGAUCCAUGAUGGUGAUCCACGCGACGAAUGAGUGGCUGGUGUCCGUCAGGACGAGACGGCCACAAAAGCCGUCAAAAGUUGAGCGUGAUGCAGUGGUGGUGCAUCCCGCCACUCGUGUGUGGGAGGACUGCGUCAGCAGGUUGAGCAGCCGGUUGUUGGCGACAUGCCUGACACACACAUAUUAUACAGAAAUAACACUCGCGUGACGUGGCAAUGCCCUCUCAAAGUGAUGCCCCGCCUGACCUGUCGAUGAAAGUGUGAGUGGAGUUGAUCUGGUGAGUGCCAAAGAAGUGCCGGAGGACGAUGCUCUUGACACACAAGGACACGGACGAGGAACUCUAAGUUUCCCCAGUCAUCGACCGCCAGCCCAGGAACCGAUCAUAGUCGAUGCUGCUGCGGACGGGCGGGUCAUGCUGCUGUCGGUGCUGCUGGUAGGGGUGGUUGAGAGGGAGGGGCGGGUCGAUAUCGAGCUCGAAGCCGUCCUCGUCCUUGAUGGCCCGCAGUGUGUCGCCGUGUUGGAACAGCUGGAAGGUUACGCCGUUGCCGAAGUCGAUGUGGGGGCCGACCAUCUUAAGCUGAGCCAACACACGGGGAGCGGCCAAAUACGCCUGCACACAUAGCACAUCACACACAGAGAGAGAAGAAUGAACAAGACCCUCUCUCUCCCCUCCCGCCCCUGUGUAUGCGUCUCACCGUUUUGUUGGCGUGUCUGUUGAUGUCGUCAGCAGUCAGCCGCACCGGCAGGGUGCACCGGCCGCACUGCUCCGCCAGCCGCAGUACGUCGGCGACCUCGUCCCACCUCUGCUCCUCCACCAUCCAGAUGGCCGGCAGCACCACACGUGGCUCAGACACCGUCUGGGCGUCGAAGACCAGCACGGUGUCGAGCCGUGACCCGUCGGCGAGCCGUUUGCUGUGCAGCGAGUGGGUGAGUCGUUUGCGGAGUGCAUCGGGAGGGAAGUCGACGAUGCUGUGCUGGCGGGUUGCCACUCUGAGGCUGCCGACGUCUUUGAUCUUGAGCAGCCAAACUCGCGAGUGGCGGAAGAUGCAGGGGACCGCCUCGCCGUUGACGACCGGCGAGUCCGUGUCGCUGCUCCUGCUGCUGAUGGCUGACAUGACACGGAAGCUGC
Messenger RNA from Vitrella brassicaformis, 2897 nucleotides. The record is from the annotation of a GenBank genome assembly. NCBI's taxonomy places the organism in Eukaryota, Vitrellaceae.